UGAAGUCAGUGUGUGUUGUGUCUGUGUGUGUGUGUGUGUGUGGUGUUAGUCUGCAAGAAAUGCUUUAUUUGAUCGGUUUGGGACUGGGAGAUGCGGAAGAUGUUACUGUGAAAGGGUUGAAAAUCAUCAAGAGAGCUAGUCGAGUUUAUCUCGAGGCGUAUACAUCGAUUCUGACAGUGGGAAAAGAAGCUCUGGAAGAGUUUUAUGGUCGAGAACUUAUACUAGCAGACAGAGACAUGGUUGAACAACAAUCAGAUAUUAUUUUGAAGCAUGCCGAUACUGAAGACGUUGCAUUUCUAGUUGUGGGAGAUCCAUUUGGAGCCACUACACACUCCGAUCUCAUCAUUAGAGCUCUGAGUUGCAGUAUUCCCUAUCAGGUUGUUCACAAUGCAUCAAUCAUGAAUGCUAUCGGCUGCUGUGGCUUGCAGUUGUACAACUUUGGAGAGACGGUGUCUUUUGUUUUUUGGACUGACGAUUGGCAGCCUGACAGCUACGUGGACAAGAUUGAGGCAAACCUGAGAAAUAAUCACCACACACUUUGUUUGCUAGACAUCAAAGUGAAGGAGCAAAGCAUUGAGAAUAUGAUGAAAGGACGAAAAGUCUACGAGCCUCCCAGAUACAUGACCGUCAGCCAAGCAGCAGAACAAUUGCUGACUGUUUUGCAUCAACGUCAAAAUAAAGGGCAAUCCCAAGAUGUUUCAGCCUUGACGGAAGAAUCUAUAUGCGUGGGUGUGGCAAGACUGGGCUCAACAUCUCAAAAGAUUAUGGCAGCAUCACUAAAGCAGAUGGCCUCUAUAGAUAUGGGAGCUCCACUGCAUUCUCUAAUCAUCCCUGGUGACCUACACUUUCUUGAGUGUGAAAUGUUGAAGUACUAUGCUUUUGAUGAUAUAAUCGCCAAGCGGUUAUCAGACAAUCGCCUAAAGACGAAGGUCUAAUUUAUUAGUUUGGUUCUUAUCGAUCUCUGCUCUCGUCUGUAAAAUGACUUUUACAAAGUUA
This is a messenger RNA of Corticium candelabrum, 996 nucleotides long. RefSeq names its product diphthine methyl ester synthase-like. Lineage: Eukaryota; Metazoa; Porifera; Homoscleromorpha; Homosclerophorida; Plakinidae. Gene Ontology annotation, biological process: protein histidyl modification to diphthamide. Bases 60 to 935 code for a protein of 291 amino acids. Gene Ontology annotation, molecular function: diphthine synthase activity. The transcript is spliced from 7 exons. The record is from RefSeq and is a predicted model, not a curated record.